This is a messenger RNA of Linum trigynum, 4786 nucleotides long. NCBI's taxonomy places the organism in Eukaryota, Viridiplantae, Streptophyta, Magnoliopsida, Malpighiales, Linaceae. The record is from the annotation of a GenBank genome assembly.
ACCCUAAGGGGAGAAUAGUACUCAAAUAAUAAAACUCAGCCGAGAGCUUCUGGCUCUCCGUGGACUAGUUUCGUUCAAUCUGAACGAGGAAACCACGUAAAAUCCUGUGUCGUGUUAUUCUUUGCUUCCGCGUUCAUCGAUUUUUACAUGGUAUCAGAGCUGUGAUUCGGAUCCAGCUUCUCUUUUGCCAUGGUUUUGGACGACGAAUCAUCGACUAAAGGUUCGAAGUCAACCAUGGAUACGGCAGCCGAUUCGCAACAAGGUCUUCCUUCGCAUCUGCUGUUACAUCAAUCUGAAAGUCCCAACAAUCUGUUUGUUGGAGAGUUGCUCACGGAUGUCAAUUAUGGAGAAUGGGUAGUUGACAUCACUGAUUCACUUAUCGCCAAAAACAAGAUUUGUUUCGUCGAUGGUACGCUUCCCGCCGCACAGAAUUUUGCUGAAAGGGAAGCUCUUAAGCGUUGCAACGCUAUGGUAAAAGGUUGGUUAAAAACGUCUAUGUCCAAGGAGGUACGCAAUAGCGUGCGAUUUGCCAACACAGCUCAGGAGAUUUGGAUUGAUCUUCAGUCCCGCUUCGGUCAGGGAAGCGCCUCGAGACUUUAUGAGUUGAAGAGUACAAUCAUUGGACUUCAGCAAGAGAAGAAGUCUGUAUCUUCUUUUUACACGAGGCUGCGUGGGUUAUGGGAUGAAAUCCAUUCCCUUACGCCCUCGAUGGAGUGCUCUUGCGCGGGCUGUACAUGCGACGUCAAGUGCCGUCAACGUGAAGUCCGAGAAGGGGAGCAGCUGUUUGAUUUCUUGAUGGGUUUAGACGAUGCUUUUGCCACCGUCAAGUCACAAAUACUCGCCAUGAAGCCGGUUCCCUCACUUGGCGAGGCGUACCAACUUGUUAUCAACGACGAGCAGCAACGACAAAUUGCUCAGAAUCGUCGGCCUCGGUCAGAGGCAGCCGUUUUUCAGGCUCAGGGGGAGCGUCGCCAGGAUCGCUUGGUUUCUCAAAUGGAUCGCGAUCGUGAUCGUGAUCAUGAGCGAGAUGCAGAUGGCAAGCCCAAGUGCUCGCACUGUCAGCGCGUUGGGCACUUCAAGGAAACUUGUUAUAGGUUAAUUGGGUUUCCUCCGAAGAACAACGAAAGCAAGGGAGACCAGGCCAGACGCAAAGGAGACAAGCGCUCGAGGACAGCCCCACAGGCAGCGCAAGUUGACGCCACCGAGAGUCCUGUUCCUGGCCUCUCACCUGCGCAGUAUGCGCAACUCAAAGCUUUGCUCGGCAGCGACUUGCGACAGAACAUGUCCUCUGAUCUUGACCCGGUAUCCAACAUGGCUGGUACGUUUUCUGGUAAACCUUCAGCUUGGGUAAUAGAUUCAGGUUGUACUGAACAUAUAGUUAAUCAUGAUUCUUUGUUGGAUGUCGAGUUGGAUAAUUCUCCAAGGUUACAGGUCAAAAUUCCAAAUGGUACAGGUGUUAAAGUGAAAAGUAUUGGUACCAGCAAGUUGUCUAGUAAUUUAUGCUUGGAUCGAGUACUUCAUGUCCCGGAUUUCCAGUGUAACUUACUCUCAGUCAGCAGGCUUACUACAGAUCUUCCAGUAGCAUUGAUUUUCUUGAGUGACUUCUGUGUUAUUCAGGACUUACCAUCCAAGAGGCUGAUUGGGAUGGGUAAGCAUAUAGAUGGUCUUUAUUAUCUCAAGUUGGUUGAUGACAAGCAUCCCGUGGCGGAUUCAGUUCAGCAGUCUGUGAGCAGGACAGAGUUGUGGCACGCGCGUCUUGGCCAUCCCUCCUUGGCGAAACUUAAUCUUUUGGAGAAGUUUGUUGAUUGUUCUUUCAUUCAGUCUAAAGAACCUUGUCGGUCUUGUUUGCGAGCUAAACAGACUCGGAAUCCCUUUGAACUCAGUAAAAUUAAGACUCAGUCUUGUUUUGAGCUUAUUCAUGUUGAUAUUUGGGGGAGCUACAAAACCCCAUCCACUUCGGGGGCACACUAUUUUUUGACCAUUGUUGAUGAUCAUAGUCGAGCCGUAUGGGUAUUUUUGAUGUGCCAUAAAUCUGAUGUUGGCCGCUAUCUUCUUUAUUUCUGUAACCUAGUACGAACUCAGUUUGAUAAACAGGUUCGCAGGAUACAGGCAGACAAUGGCCCUGAGUUUUCGGCCAAGUCAUUAACUGAAUACUAUGAGGAGCAUGGAAUCAUUCUUCAGACUUCCUGCACUGACACACCGCAGCAGAAUGGGGUGGUGGAACGUAAACAUCGCCACCUUCUUGAUACUGCUCGGGCUUUGCGAUUUCAUGCAAAUCUUCCUAUUCGUUUCUGGGGAGAAUGUGUGCUCACAGCUGCAUUUCUCAAUAAUCGAAUGCCGCUGGUCAGCAUUGGGAACAAGUCACCAUACCAGGUCCUCUUUGGCUCCGAUCCUGCGUAUGGACAUCUUAGAAGCUUUGGCUGUCUUGUUUAUGCGCGUGACACGCAUCAUGGCUUGCACAAGUUUGGAGAUCGUGGUAGAGCUGGUAUUUUUGUUGGCUAUCCGGCUAGCCAACGUGGCUAUCGAGUUUAUGAUUUGGAGAAGCGUCAUAUCUAUACUUCCAGAGACGUCAAAUUCUUGGAAGAUGUCUUUCCUUAUAGAGAUGUUGAUGAUGGUGAUCAUCCCACGCCAGCAUUGGUUUCUCAGCCCAAUUUUGGCGUGCCUCCUCCUGCCUUUUGUGAUGAUGAGUAUGUUUCCCCAGCAUCCACUUUGGACGCUAAUGACGAUGACUGCCCCGACUCUCCUGCCGCGGAUUUGAACACUCCAACAACUGAAACUUCGGCGCGCCAUACAGGUUCCCCCGCUUCAUCCUCCUCGUCCGAUCGGGCCGCUGCUCUGGCUGACGACCAGGACGUUGCACCACCCGUGGUGCCUGCUGUUCAGCAGACGGUGGAACCCCCUGUGCGCAAGAGUGAACGAACUCGCAUACCCUCUACUCGGCUACGCGGGUACGACGUUCAACUCCCGGGGGCAGCUCACUCUGCCACCGUCCAGUACCCUCUCGAUGAUUACCUCUCGUAUCAUCGCCUGUCUUCUGCUCACCAUGCCUUUGUAGCUGCUGUUACCUCGGUCACAGAACCAAAGAACUUCUAUGAAGCUGUGCAACAUAAACACUGGCGUGACGCGAUGCAGCGCGAAAUAGACGCCCUCAUCGCGAAUGGCACUUGGUCUCUUGUUAAUCUCCCUCCCGGUAAGCGACGGAUUGCUUGUAAGUGGGUGUUUAAGGUGAAAUUUAAUCCGGAUGGCACCGUUGAGCGAUACAAGGCACGCCUCGUUGCCAAAGGUUUUACCCAGGUUGAAGGCAUCGACUUCCACGAUACCUUUGCUCCUGUGGCCAAAUUAGUCACUGUUCGUUGCCUUCUGGCGGUAGCUGUCACUCGAGAUUGGCAUAUCCAUCAGAUCGAUGUGAACAACGCCUUCUUACAUGGCGAUCUCAGUGAAGAAGUUUACAUGUCUAUUCCACAGGGAUUUGCUCUACCAGGCGAUUCUCGGGUGUGUCUUUUGCAUAAAUCUAUAUAUGGGCUGCGGCAAGCUUCGCGGAAUUGGUACCAGAAGUUUACGCAGGCUCUCCUUCAGUUUGACUUUGUUCAAAGUCGGGCAGACCAUGCUCUUUUCAUUCAUCAGCGGGGCUCUUCCUAUGUUGCGGCACUUAUAUAUGUGGACGAUGUUAUUCUUGCCGGUAAUGAUCUCCCAUUCAUUAACCGCGUCAAGACUUAUCUUCACGAGCGGUUCACCAUCAAGGAUCUUGGCACUCUCAAGUACUUUCUUGGAAUUGAAGUUGCUCGUUCCCCGCGUGGUAUUGUUCUUAAUCAGCGCAAGUAUGUGCUCGAUAUCCUCGCCGAUACGGGCUUAGAAGCUGCUCGACCGUCUCUCACUCCUAUUGAGCAGCAACAUCAGCUUGGCCGUUCACCCUCUCCUCCUGCAGUCGACUUCAGUGCCUAUCGCCGACUCGUCGGUAGGCUCCUUUACCUUACCGUGACACGGCCAGAUAUCACUUACGCCAUUAAUGUGCUCAGUCAAGCUAUGCAGGCUCCCACUAAAGCACAUGAAGCUGCUGCUGUUCGGAUACUUCGCUAUCUCAAGUCUACUCCGGGGCGUGGUCUCUUCUUCCCAGCCUCGAACCCCCUUCAUCUCACUGCAUACUGUGAUGCUGAUUGGGGUGGUUGUCCUCUCACGAGACGUUCCACGACUGGCUACUACAUCCGCCUGGGUGCUUCUCCCAUUUCCUGGCGUACGAAGAAACAACAAGUCGUGGCGCGCUCUUCUGCUGAGGCUGAGUACCGUGCUAUGGCCAGCACUGUCAGUGAACUCCUCUGGCUCCGUUGGCUCCUGCGUGAUUUUGGGGUUACUUUUUUGGGUCCUACUCCGUUAUUCUGUGAUAAUCAAGCAGCACUACACAUUGCUGCUAAUCCGGUAUUUCACGAACGAACUAAGAAUGUUGAAAUGGAUUGCUACUUCGUUCGUGAGCGCGUUCAGUCCGGCGACAUUGCUCCUCGGAAGAUUGCCACCUCGGAGCAACCAGCUGACUUGUUUACGAAGGGAUUGAGUGUUGAUCAGUUUCAUCAUCUCUUCGGCAAGCUUGGACUUCUUGACAUUCACUCCUUCGCUUGAGGGGGAGUGUUGGGAUCCCUAUUGUAAUUGGCCACUAUGCUAGGGGUCUUUCUAUUAUUUACCUUUCCCUACGUUGCAUGGAGUUAGGGUUUGGUUUUGUAUAUAUAUUCGGCCGCCCUCUGCUGUAAACCCUAAGGGGAGAAUAGUACUCAAAUAAUAAAACUCAGCCGAGAGC